AUGAUUGCCAUCGAUUACAAAGGUGGACUUAUCCGUGAGUAUAGAUGUCACCUUGGUACACUUUCACCCUAUUGUGGUCGGCAACGCUUUCUCGAGCAUGUUGUUAAGGGGGUCAAGCACCAGACGAUCAGCGGCGCUCGAGAGCCAGCUUCUAGUGCUCGAGAGCCAGCUGCUAGUGCUCGAGAGCCAGCUGCUUGCCCUCGAGAGCCAGCUGCUAGCGCUCGAGAGCCAGCUGCUAGCACUCGAGAGCCAGCUGCUAGUGCUCGAGAGCCAGCUGCUAGCGCUCGAGAGCCAGCUGCUAACGCUCGAGAGCCAGCUGCUAGCGCUCGAGAGCCAGCGGCUAACGCUCGAGAGCCAGCUGCUAACGCUCGAGAGCCAGCUGCUCAACCAACGGGAAAG
Molecule: messenger RNA, 399 nt
Organism: Procambarus clarkii (red swamp crayfish)
Lineage: Eukaryota; Metazoa; Arthropoda; Malacostraca; Decapoda; Cambaridae
Source: RefSeq, a predicted model, not a curated record